Molecule: messenger RNA, 8022 nt
Organism: Trichomycterus rosablanca
Lineage: Eukaryota; Metazoa; Chordata; Actinopteri; Siluriformes; Trichomycteridae
Gene: notch2
Product: notch receptor 2
Exons: 34
Coding region: 229-7731 (2500 amino acids)
Biological process (GO): Notch signaling pathway; regulation of developmental process; multicellular organism development
Cellular component (GO): membrane
Molecular function (GO): Notch binding; calcium ion binding
Source: RefSeq, a predicted model, not a curated record
CUUCAGUGAUUUUAGGAGCGGAAAAAAAGUUCUAAAACUCUCGAUUUACAUGGAUUUAUACGCCCGGAACAAGAAUUCCAAGAGCAAACGAGUGAUUUGAAGAUAUAAAAGAAAGAUUUUUUAGGUUUUAUGAGUCGGAAUUUUAAAGGUAGUCUGAAGACCGAACGUUAGUUGAGGUGAAGCUCGCGCUGCGCUCGCGACGCUUAUGAGGAUUCUUAACCGAAAAAUAUGGGCCGAUUUCCCGGUGUCUCCGCGCACAAAGUCGUUUUAUUCGUCUUUUCUUGGAUUCAGAUCUCAUAUGCUCUGCAGUGUGUGGACUCGGUGAGGCCAUGCGUGAACAAUGCCAGCUGUGUCACCUUCGCCAACGGAACGGGAUACUGCAGGUGUGCGUCAGGUUUCCUGGGUGAAUACUGCCAUCUCCUAGACCUGUGCAAGCCGGAUUUCUGUCUGAACGGAGGGAGCUGCAGGGUGGUCACCAUCGGCCAGCCCAAAUGCGAGUGUCCGCUCGGCUUCUUAGGAGAGCGAUGCGAAACCCAGACCGACUCCCUGUGCUACCCUAGGAACCCCUGCGUCAACGGGGGCACGUGCUCUCUUCUAACCCAGGACAAGUACACAUGCAAGUGCCCUUCAGGAUGGACCGGUUCCCGCUGCGAACGGACGGACAGCUGCGCCUCGUCUCCGUGCGCUAACGGCGGUACCUGCGCGGUCCGAGCCGACGGCUCCUUCUCCUGCGCGUGCGCGCCCGGGUACGGCGGGCCUCUCUGCCUCGACGACACCGACGAGUGCGCGCAGACGCCGUCCCCGUGCCGGAAUGACGGCCGCUGCCUGAACGCGCCGGGGUCGUACCGGUGCAACUGCGCCGCCGGAUUUACUGGCAAGCGCUGUGAGACGCUGUACGUGCCCUGCUCGCCGUCGCCCUGCCAGAACGGAGGGACCUGCAGACAGACCUCAGAGACCAGCUACGCCUGCCACUGCCUGCCAGGUUUUAACGGCACUAACUGUGAGGUGAACAUUGACGACUGCCCAGCGCAUCAGUGCCAGAAUGGAGGAACCUGCAUGGAUGGAGUGAACACCUACAACUGCCAGUGUCCUCCUGAAUGGACUGGUCAGUUCUGCACGGACGACGUGGACGAGUGUCGCCUGCAGCCCAACACGUGUCAGAACGGCGGGACGUGCAGCAACACGGUCGGCGGCUACACCUGCGUGUGCGUGAACGGCUGGAGCGGCCCGGACUGCUCGGAAAACUUCGACGACUGCCAUAACGGACCCUGCGCGACCGGCUCCACCUGCUACGACCGCGUGGCCUCCUUCGUCUGCGUGUGCCCGUUCGGCAAAACCGGUCUGCUGUGUCACCACGAUGACGCCUGCAUUAGCAACCCAUGCAGGGCGGGCUCCCAGUGCGACACCAAUCCAGUGAACGGCAAAUUUAACUGCGACUGUCCCUCCGGCUACAGGGGCAGCACCUGCAACGAUGACGUCAACGAAUGCACCAUCGGGCCGAAUCCAUGUGAGCAUGGCGGCACGUGUGUGAACACGGAGGGUUCGUUUAAGUGUAACUGUGCACCUGGAUACACCGGCCCACGGUGCGAGCAGGACGUCAACGAGUGCAGCUCGAACCCCUGCCAGAAUGAUGCCACCUGCCUGGACCAGAUCGGAGAUUACACCUGCAUAUGCAUGCCAGGUUUUGAGGGAGCCCACUGUGAGAUUGAUAUAAACGAAUGCGACAGUUUACCCUGCCUAAACAACGGCAAAUGCCACGAUCAGGUCAGCCGCUUCUACUGCGAGUGCCCUCAAGGCUUUACUGGAGAGACGUGUCAGGUGGACACUGAUGAGUGUGCCAGUACGCCGUGCUACAACGGAGCCAAGUGCAUCGACAGGCCAAACGGCUUCGAAUGCGAGUGUGCCGAAGGUUUCAAAGGCCCCCUGUGUAAGGAAAACAUCGAUGAGUGUAACCCAAAGCCCUGCCACUACGGUGUGUGUAAGGAUGGCAUCGCCACGUUCACGUGCGAGUGUUUGCCCGGAUACAUGGGUCAGAUCUGCAGCGAGCAGAUUAACGAAUGCGACAGCAACCCGUGUCAGAACGGAGGCCGCUGCAUUGACCUGGUCAACGAGUACAAGUGCAACUGCUUACCAGGCACCUCAGGUGUGAACUGUGAGAACAACUACAACGACUGCGCCAGUAACCCCUGUCAGCACGGCAGGUGUAAGGACGGAAUAAACAAGUACAAGUGCGAGUGCGAUCCUGGUUACGCAGGCGAGCGCUGUACCGAGGAUAUAGAUGAGUGCAGCUCCAGCCCGUGUCUGAGCGGCGGGACGUGCGUGGAUAAGGUGAACGGAUUUCAGUGCCAGUGUCCGGCCGGCACCCACGGUCCGGUCUGCCACUCCGGAGCGGACCGCUGCGCCCCUCUGCCCUGCCUCAAUGGUGGAGAGUGUGUGGAGGAACAGAACGGGUACCGCUGCGUGUGUAAGCCUGGCUACGAGGGCCAGAACUGCGACAUGGAGAAGAACGAAUGCGAGUCGAACCCGUGCCUGCAUGGAGCAACCUGCAUGGAUGCUGUGAACAGCUAUAACUGCAACUGCCUGCGUGGGUUCACAGGUCGAAACUGCGAGAUCAAUAUUAAUGAAUGUGGGUCAAAUCCAUGCCUGAACAAAGGAACCUGUGUAGAUGGAGUGAACAGCUACACCUGUCACUGCCCCCUGCCUUACACAGGGAGGUACUGUGAGGAGGAGCUGGUGCCAUGUGCAUCUCAGCCGUGCCAGAGAGGAGGUGUGUGCCAGCCAUCGCUCGAUUACACCUCUUACACCUGCAGAUGCCCCAGUGGCUGGAAAGGUACCCAGUGUACAGAGGAUGUGGACGAAUGUCAGAGGAGUCCAUGUCAGAACGGCGCCCGCUGCAUGAACAAGCAGGGCAGCUACCUGUGCGAGUGCAAGCCCGGCUACAGCGGCGCCAACUGCCAAACCAACAUCGACGACUGCAGCUCCAACCCCUGCAUCAACGGCGGCUCGUGCGUGGACAAAGUGGGCCGGUUCUCGUGCGACUGCCGGCCCGGUUUCUACGGCGAGCGCUGCGAAGAGGAGGUGAACGAAUGCGAAAGCUCGCCCUGCAAGCACGGAGGGACGUGCCUGGAUUUCGUCAACAGCUACACGUGCCAGUGUCCGCCCGGCUUCAACGGCAUCAACUGCGAACGCAACAUCCCGGAAUGCACCGAGACUUCCUGUCUGAAUAACGGCACGUGUGUGGACGGCAUAAACCGCUUCUUCUGCCGAUGUCGGCUCGGCUUCACCGGUCUGUUCUGUCAGUACGAGAUCAACGAGUGCGAGUCGCAGCCCUGCAAAAACGGAGGCACCUGCACGGACGGCCUGGGCACGUACCAUUGCACCUGCCCCGUGGAGUACACCGGGCGCAACUGCCUGAACAUGGCAAAUCUGUGCAAGAAUAUUCGGUGUCAGAACGGCGGAACGUGCGUCCAGCAGGAGACGAACUGGAGCUGUAAGUGUUCCCAGGGCUGGACUGGACUCUACUGCGACAUUCCCAACAUAUCCUGCGAAAACGCUGCCAAGAAAAAAGGAGUGUUGGUGGAGCGGCUUUGUGAGAACGGCGGACAGUGCGUAAACAAGGGCAACACACACUACUGCCAGUGUCAGGUGGGCUGGUCAGGCAGCUACUGCGAGAAAGGGAUCGACGAGUGUCUGUCCAGUCCCUGCAGGAAUGGAGGCACGUGUGUGGACUACCUGGGAGGAUAUGAAUGCAAGUGUAAGCCCGGUUAUCAGGGAGUGCACUGUGAAUACGAUGUUAACGAGUGUCAGUCGAACCCGUGUCGUCACGGAGGCACCUGCAUCAACAUGGUGAAUCACUUCUACUGCUCCUGCCCUCCUGGAACCAACGGUCGGCAGUGCGAGGUGAACAUUAACGAGUGCUCAGACGAGGGUCACCCGCGCUGCCUGAACGGCGGCCGAUGCGUGGACGGCGUGGGUCAGUACACCUGCGUGUGCCCUCCCGGUUUCACCGGCGAACACUGUGAAGGUGACAUCAACGAGUGCCUGUCGUCUCCGUGCCACGGCCCCGGCAGCCUCGACUGCAUCCAGCUGGCCAACGACUAUCAGUGUCGCUGUCGCCUCGGUUACACCGGUCGUCGCUGCGAGUCCAUGGUGGAUCUGUGCCAGUCGAAGCCCUGCCACAACGGAGGCAAGUGCUCCAUGAACGUGAGCUCCGUCCAUGGGUACAGCUGCUCCUGCGUCCCUGGUUACACAGGCUCCAACUGCGAAGACAUAGAGGGCUACACCUGUGCCAACCUGCGCUGUCAGAACGGCGGCCGGUGCCAGACGUCUGCACCCGGCCAUCCGCCCGUCUGUAUCUGCCCGCCCGGCUUUUCAGGCCCGCGAUGCGAAACGCCACCGAAUCCGUCCUGCUCCUGCGAGAACGGCGGCAUGUGCGCGAGGGACUCGCAGAAGCCGCACUCCUUCUCCUGUCUUUGUCCGGCCGGCUUCAGCGGCGAGCGUUGCCAAAAUUCCCAGAGGAACCACCCGGGCGCCUCGUCCUGCCCCUACCUGGAGUGUCAGGAGCGGCGCGGUGACCGGGUGUGCGACCCGCAGUGCAAAAACAAGGAGUGCGAGUGGGACGGAGGAGACUGCACGCUGCGCUGGCAGCACCCGUGGGAGAACUGCACCGCCUCCGUGCCGUGCUGGGAUUACUUCCGCAACGGCCGCUGCGACCCCGAGUGCGACAAUCCCGGCUGCCUUUUCGACAGCUUCGAGUGCCAGAAACACGCCCCCUCCACGCCCAGCUACUGCAAGUAUGACCGGUACUGCCGGGACCACUACCAGAACGGCCACUGUAACGAAGGCUGUAACACCGAGGCGUGCGGCUGGGACGGUUUAGACUGCUCUACCGACAAGCCGGCCCAGCUGGCGGAGGGGACGCUGGUCAUCGUGGUGCUGCUCCAGCCCAAGGAGCUGCUGGGAGACCUGAAGGGCUUCCUGCGCUCGCUCGGGUCCCUGCUCCACACCAACCUGCAGGUCAAGCUGGACGACAAGCAGCAGCCCCAGGUCUAUCCGUACUACGGCAGCGAGUACGACGACGCGCACUACGGAGUCGCCACGAUGAAGAGGCGCAGCAAGCGGGAGAUGGAGAAGGAGGCCAUCGGGUCGAAGGUGUUCAUGGAGAUCGAUAACCGUCAGUGCACUCAGAGCUCCAAGGAAUGCUUCUCCAGCACUGACCAGGCCGCUUCCUUCAUCGCUGCCGAGUGCCUCACCGCCGACUUCCAGUAUCCUCUGCACUCUGUGGACAGCAUCCCGCCCACCCCCGAGUCCCCCAGCACCGUCCUGUACUUCAUCGCCGUGGCCGCAGCCGUCGUCCUGCUCUUCCUAAUUUUGGGCGUCCUGGUCGCCAAGCGUAAUCGCAAGCAUGGGAUCCUCUGGCUGCCCGAUGAUUUCAUGGCCAAGAAGGACAGCAAGCGCAGAGAGCCUGUCGGCCAAGACGAUUAUGGAAUGAAGAACCUGCAGAAGCAGCAAGACGGAGGGCUGAUAGACGGCAGCUCUGGUCAUCACUGGCCAGAAGAGGAACAUCUGGCCAAGAAACAAAGGCUGGACGAUAAGCCUCUGUUACCCGUGGAUGUGGAUGCUGAAGUGGAUCGGCGGGAGUGGACUUUGCAGCACCGUAAAGCUGCCGAUAUCACACUUACCCCCCCUCAGGCUGAUACAGACCUGGGCUGUCUGGACGUGAAUGUGAAAGGACCAGACGGUUUCACUCCUCUCAUGUUGGCGGCCGUGCGCAACGAAAGCAACCCCGAAUGCGGCAGCGUCUCGGGCGACGACGAGGAGGAGAGCGGGGUGGACGAGCCCGGCACCAACAUCAUCAGCGAUCUGAUCUCUCAGGGCGCGUCGCUCAACUCGCAGACGGAGCGCACGGGGGAAACGGCCCUGCACCUGGCUGCCCGCUACUCACGCGCCGACGCCGCCAAGAGGCUGCUGGACGCCGGCUCCGACCCCAACGCCCACGACAACAUGGGCCGCACUCCGCUGCACGCGGCCAUCUCCGCCGACGCGCAGGGGGUCUUCCAGAUCCUGAUUCGUAAUCGGGCCACAGAGCUGGACGCACGAAUGAACGACGGCACCACACCCCUCAUCCUGGCAGCCAGACUGGCAGUAGAGGGCAUGGUGGAGGAGCUGGUGAACUGCCACGCCGAUGUGAACGCUGUGGACGAUCAUGGUAAAUCUGCUCUGCACUGGGCUGCUGCUGUCAACAACGUGGAGGCGACUCUGGUGCUGCUGAAGAACGGAGCCAAUCGAGACAUGCAGGACAACAAGGAGGAAACCCCUCUGUUCCUGGCGGCGAGAGAAGGAAGCUUCGAGGCGGCUCAGGUUCUGCUGGAUCACUACUCCAACCGCGACAUCACCGAUCACCUGGACCGGCUGCCGCGGGACACGGCUCAGGAGCGCAUGCACCACGACAUCGUCCGCCUGCUCGACCAGUACAACCUGGUCCACAGCCCGCACUCCGGACCAAACCACAUGGGGAACGGCGGCGGUGGCGGCCACCCCUCCAUGGUGUGCGCCGGUAACGGGGUCAUGGGCAUGCGCCCGGGUCCGCAAGCCAAAAAGAACCGGCGCGGCGGAGGCGCCAAAUUGGGGGGGCCUAACGGCGCUGGGGGUGGAGCCAAGGAGCAGAAGGAGAUGAAAGCCAAGCGGAGGAAGAAACCGGCCGGAAGGGAGGCGACAGGAUUCCCCGCGGCUAACGGCGGCGUAGCGAUGGCGACCGCCAACGCCAACGCCGGCAAAGCGGCGACGGGCAGCGUCGGCGUCCUCUCGGAAAGCUCGGUCACCAUGUCUCCGGUGGAUUCGCUCGAAUCGCCGCAUUCGUACACGGCGGACGCGGGGACGAACGUCGCCAAAUCGCCUCCGCUGAUGACCAGCCCUACGACACGCACCCUUCUGCCCCCAGUCAGCCACAUGCUGGGGCAACAGCCAAGCUGGGUGAGCGUACCCAAGCACAGCUACAGCACCUCCCACAUUUUUGGUCACAUGAUGCCCCAGCAGAUGACGGUGGCGCCCUCGGGCGUACAGCAGCACCACCACGGCUCGAGCAUCAUCGCGCCCAUGAGCGUCUCCAUGAGCCAGGAUCAGCUCCCGUCCAUCGUCACCUUCCAGAUGAUGCCGUCUCGGAGUCAGGCGCUGCUCAAACCCGCCCGGCAGGGGGCGAUGCGAGCUUCGGUCCCGAACCGCAGCCAGAGCCUGAACCCCAUGCACUGCGCCCAGGAGAUGAUGUACCCCAUGCAGGAGGCGGCGCUGCAGCACGGGAUGCCGCGUGUUCACCCGCACGCCCGCGCCAUGCCCAGCGCCCAGGUACGCCAGAUGAUGCCCUACCCCCAGCAGCUGCAGAGCCCCGUGGAUAAAUUCCCCACCCCUCCCUCGCAGCACGGCUACCCGAGCGCCGAGGGAACCACGCCGGGCAAGGCCUCCGACGUCACCACCCCAGGUCACGGAGCCCCGCCCCUGAGCGAGCACCCUUACCUCACGCCGUCGCCCGAGUCGCCCGACCCCUGGUCCUCCUCCUCCUCGCCACACUCGCACUCGGACUGGUCGGACAUCACCACCAGUCCGAACGGCGCUCCGCACGCGCACCCUCACGCGCUCGGCAAGGCGCACGGGCACGUCCCCGAACGGCAGCCGCUCCUGCAGCCGCAGCCCUCGCAGCAGGCGCAGCAGCAGCCGUGCAGCAGCGUGUACGCGUAAACAUUCCUAACGGAGCUGAUGCACUGACUGGUACCUGCGCUCGGCUUUUUCUCCAGCUUCACACUAUGCAGGUGGAUCUGUGGUCUUUUUAUGCAAUUUGAACCCAUGGCUGGGCGAUACGAUGCUAAUAUCACGAUAAAUUGUAGGUCCCGAUGUUUCUCACUGUUGAAUGUAUAGCCUUCUAUUAUAUGGAGCGAAAUAUAAGCUAAGAUGAACUGGGGCUCGGGAUGCAGUCUGCAGCUCUACUCAGUCAGGGUGGGGAUCUGAAGUGAGGAAUCGGAUACGACCAGA